Molecule: messenger RNA, 1256 nt
Organism: Astyanax mexicanus (Mexican tetra)
Lineage: Eukaryota; Metazoa; Chordata; Actinopteri; Characiformes; Acestrorhamphidae
Exons: 4
Coding region: 188-1198 (336 amino acids)
Molecular function (GO): protein binding
Source: RefSeq, a predicted model, not a curated record
UGACACCUACUACACAGAGGUUCGGCCAACAACAAAGGCGAAAAGGAAAAAGACUAAUGAAGGUGAAGAUGAUGAUAAAGAGCCAGAGAGAUUCUUCAUCUCAUCCACCGGCAACUCCAUCUACAAUGCCUCCAAUGACUUGGAAAGACUGCACAAAAAGUACAACUUGCCGAAGGUAAACAGUCAGAUGGCACGUCGGGUAUUUGAAACUGCAACAAAACACAUGCCUGAUGCCCAGAGGUCCAUGGUGGCAGACUACCUGAUGCACAGUUCGUCCACUGCAGAGAGGCGUAACAACAGGAUGCAGGUGGACAGUAAUGUUGUGGAAGCAAGUUUACUUCUGCAAAGCGUCGCCACAAGUGAUUCAGAUGGAGAGGAAGGAAGGCAGCAUGCUGGUGGUAGAUGCUUAAAGAUGGACGAGCAACAAGCCUACGACUUGCUUCUCCAGUCCUACCCUGUUACACUGGAUUCUGCACCUCCUAAGCGCUCAGAACGGGUGUCAGUGGCUAAGGAGCACGACCGUCAUUGCUACGACCGCUGGCGUGGUGAUCAAAAACAACUCAGAGUGCAGCAUGUCCUAGAUCAUUUUGGCAGACGGCAACCAAGCGAAUCCAGGGUGCGUAGCUGGAUAGAGAAGCAGGGAUGGACUGCUAAUGUUCCAGAUGCUGCCCUGGUGGUGAAGGCAUGGAAACCCUCUGGGAGAGUGGACACUGCCAUGGAGAGCCACAGCAUGCAGGAGUACAUAAAGAAGCAGAAGUGGAAAGGACUGGUUGCUGUUCCUGAGGAAGGAAAGGGCAGGGGUGUUGUAGCCACCAGGGCUUUUCAGAUUGGGGAGGUCAUCUGCGAUUACCAUGGGAAAGUAGUCAGUAGAAAAGUGGGUAUUGAGACCCACAAAUCCACAAUUGGCAUGGAAAGUGGAUAUAUGUUCUUUUAUACAGAUAAAAAUGAUCAAAAUAAGUGCGUUGAUGCCCAUUUAGAAGAGUGUGAGUGUCAUCCUGGGAAGCAAACAAAUGGCCGGUUAAUCAAUCACUCUUCAAAAAGAGCCAACGUUAGACCUAGACUUUACAGUUUAGAUGACAGAGAUGUCAUUCUUUUCAUAGCCCAAAAAGGAAUCAAAGUCAAUGAAGAAAUUCUAUAUAACUAUGGGGCGUGUAAAAAAUCCUUUGCUGGGGAGGGUUUGGACCUAGAUUGGCUAUAAACCUCUGCCUGAGUCAGUCUUCUGCAAUUGUAUAUAUUGUAAACAGUGAAAAUACAAA